UUCUAACCUAUAUUUUAGCCGUCAAAACAAAUUCUUUAAAAAUUGGUUUUAUAUAGAAAAUGGAAAGCUCGGAUUCUCCAAAGAGAAGCAAAAAAAGCAAAUUUAAAAAACCAAAAUCUGAAGAAAGCUCCCCUUCCAGCCAAAUGCUUGUUAUAGACGAUACCUUUUCGCAAAUAACGAAGGUUAAACCGUCGACCAGUAAGGCAAUGCCUGUUGCAAUUAACAGUAAUAACAACAAAAAGAGGAAAAAAAGGGACAGUGCCUCUAGCGAUGAAGAAAGAUGGUUGACGGCUAUUGAAUCUGGAAAGCUUGAAGAUGUCGAUGAUGAAUUAAAGAAAAUUAAGCCUAAAGAUCCAGCUUUAAUGACAGCUAGACAGAGGGCUAUGUAUGAUAGGGGGGAUGGAAAUUGUACUACCAAUACUCCUACCCUUAUGUCUCUACCCACAGGAUACAAGGAAAAAGUAAUGACUGCCGAAGCUAUACAAAAAGCAGCAAUAAAAUCCCAAAAGCGAAAACAGUUGGCAGAUGAGAAACGAGAAAAGGACAAAAAGAAAACAAUGGAAAGACUGCUAAAAAAACAGGAUUCUAAGGCUGCUAAACAAGCAAAAACGAGGUACACAAAAACAUCAGUACCUGUUAUAGUUUAUAAACAAAAUAAUUAUUUAACAAGCAUAAGUUUGCCUGAAGGCAUAGAUUUCCCUCUUCAAAUGCAAGUGGCUUUGGACCCCAACAAACCCAAAUUAUGUGAAAUGGGUUGUGGGAAUCUAAAAAAAUAUUCUUGCUCUCAAACGGGAGUCCCACUUUGUAGUUUAAGUUGUUACAAGAAAAACAUUGCCAACAUGAUUUUAUGAUUGAAAAUACCUUAUGCAACUGUGUAUUAUAUUAGUUUUAAGUUAUAUGUAAGAUAAUAAAACGUAUUAUUCAUUUAUAGAUUUUUAUUUUACCACAAUAAUCUUGUACAUACAAUAAAAUGGAAUACAAAUUAACAAAUACCUAAAAUAAACAUAAUUUUUUGAAUCUCUAAGAAACCUUUAAUUUUUCUGAUUCCGUUUCAUUCUUAUCCUUCUUCAUCCAGGCACAUUCGCAACUAAAUUCGCAUUUUUUGUCUGCUUCUUUGGUUUCUUCACCUUCAGUUUUCUUUUCCCAAGGAUUCCAAAAUUUUAGUAGAAUUGGUUGGAUGUAACGAUGAAAAAUGAAAAGAAUUAAGGGAAUUAUGAAACAAGGCAUACAACCUGCCAUAAUUAUAAUUAAAUUACGUUCAAAACAAUAAAUAAAUCCUUUUAAGUAAAAUUAUUAUGUGGUAGAAAUGACGUUUGAUACGUCAUUCGAUUAAAGCCGGGUUUACGUAACAAUAACAACAAGAGGAUUAUAAUUUUUAUUUUGCAACCAUGGAUGAAACGAUAACUUAUUGCAAGUUUUGUCUCGUGUUAAUCAAUUGCAUAUUUUUAUGGUUUUUGUGCUAGGUUACCUAACUUAGAUAUACUUGUUCGAGGUGAAUAAAUAACUUUCAAAAGUAGUGUUUGUGGUUAUGUUGUAAUUGAAGCUUUAAUAUUUUUUUGGGGAUGUUUGGUUUUGUAACUGUUGCAAGAUUGGAGAAUUAUUGAUAAAUAAUCGUGUUUGUUUAUAAUUCUACGAGUUUGCAUUUUAUGAGGAAUAGUAUAUUAUGAUUAAAUAAAUAAAGUUUGCAAAGUGCAAAGUGGUUUAUCCUGCUUUGAAAAAUUGCCGAAAAAAUUGAUUGCGUUGCCGCAUGUAGAGAUAAUUCUAAAAUUAGGUUAACAAAAUAUAUUUUUAACUGAGGACUAUAUGAAGCAGCUAACUAACGAUGGUGUGUGCUCGAAGAUGUGUGAUUUUUAAAUCAUGUCAUUGCAAGUAACUUUUGAAAUAGCCCAUGAGGCUUCGAUUCGAAGCAAAAAAACCCAAAAUGGAUUCACACACGACUGGGAACUAUAUGUUCGAGGUGUAGAUGGAGCAGAUAUCAGAAAUUAUGUUGACAAAGUUAUUUUUCAUUUACAUGAAACCUUUCCAAACCCAAGAAGAGUUGUAAAAAGUCCACCGUAUACAUUGAAAGAAUCUGGAUAUGCUGGUUUUACUUUACCCAUAGAUGUUUACCUAAGAAAUAAUCAGGAACCAAAGAAAAUCGAAUUAAGUUAUGAUUUAUAUUUGCAAGAAUCAGGCCCACCUGUUUCCAGAGUCCAAAAAGAAAAAUACGUUUUUUCUAAUGUUUCUGAUGAGUUCAGAAGCAGGCUAUUAAAAGGAGGAGCCACAAUAGUUAAUUCAAAUACACAAGAAGAAACCCGACAUUCUUCAUUGGAAGACAAGAACCAAAUGAUGAGUAAGCCAAAGUUUAGUGCACCAGAUGUGAAAAAACCCAAAAUGAAGGCUGAGGCAAAUUUCCUUAAUUUGUUUGGCACUCCUUUUCACAAGUCCGAUUCCAAGAUACUUUCUACUGAACCUGUCAAAUCAAAGGAUUUUAACAAGGGGUCCACUUCAAAACCCGAAAAAAGUUCUGAAAAAGUGAAAUCCAAAAGUCCUCACAAGGACAAGGACAGGGACAAACACAAAGAAAAAAAGGACGACUCGGAGAAGAAAUCGCGCGAGGAGAAAAAGAGCAAGGACAAAACCAAAGACAAGGAGAGAAGCAAAGAUAAAUCUUCGAAAUCCAAGGAGCGCGAAAAAUCGCCGCAAAGAGCAAGAAGCCCGUCGCCGAGGAGAUCCCCGAAAAGGCCCUCCACUCCGCCGCUGCCGAAAGAGAAGAAGGAGAAGGAUUCGAGCAAGGAUAAGGACAGGGAUAGGGGGGAUAAGGAGAAGCAUAGGAGCAAGGAGGAGAAGAAGGCGAAGAAGGAGAAGCGGGAGCACAAGGAGAACAAGCCGAAGGGCGAUGGCGAGAAAGAGAAGGAGCAUAAGAGCAAGGAGAACAAGGAUUUGAUCAAGGCCAAAGAGGUCCAGAAGGAGAGGGAGGUUGCUUCUUCUAAUAUGAUGCAGAUGGCAGCACAUCAAAGACCUGAAAAGAAGGAAAAACCCAAAGAAAAAGAUCAAAUCAAAGACGACGAUCGGCCGGAAAAGGUCGAGAAAAUCCGGGCUGAGCGAUCGUCGGAAAAGUCGGAGGAAAAAGUGAAGCACAAGCACAAGAAAAAGGACAAACACAAGGACAAGCAGCGCGGCGGCGAGGAAAAGUCGCACAAGUCCGAGAAAAAGUCGGAAAAGUGUCACAAGGAAAACGGGCGCGAAUCGAGCCUCGGCCAGCCCCGCGAAACCGACAGCUUGUUCGGCAGCAGCCCGAAGAGCGACUCCACGCCCGAAAUCAAGUCCGAAAGGCCCCUCAACAACACGAACACCAUCAUGGCGUCCUUGGUCGACGAUUCCUCCAGCAGUUCCAAGCACAGCAGCCGGCCGCCGUCGCCUAUGCCGCCGCCGCCGCCCACACUACCACCAGAGCCGGAAAUCAAGAAGGAGCCCGAAAUCGUGGAAGUGAAACGAAUCAAGGAAGAGUCGCCUAGAAAGAAGGAGAAGAAGGAGCGGAGGAAGGAGAAAAAGAGCGAGAAAGAUCAGGAGAAGAAGAGGAAACGAAAGUCGGACCAAAGUCAGCUGGAAGAGGCGCCUCCGGAGAAGAUUACCGUUAAGGAGGAAGACGUUUUGCUGAACAACAACUCCAACGACGAGAAUAUGGUGAGCAGCACCGAGGGGGUGCCGGACGACAAAGUUACAACAGAGGCCGAAGACUACAUGAGCAUGCUCCGCGAGCUGCAACACAAAAUCAUGGACCUGAAGGACAACAGCGAUCUGCAAAAGGUGGUGCAACUGAUCGCGGAGACCGGCCAGUUCGAGGUCUCCGCUCACACCUUCGACUUCGACCUGUGCCUUCUCGAUCGCACGACAGUGUCGCGGCUGCAAGACUUUUUCCGAACAGUCAAGCCGAUGUAACACGACAAGUGACCGAAGUGCGCGAGUGAGUAUGCGUUGACUUUUCAGCCCUGUCACUUGGAGGUUUCCAGAAUUUAUGAUUUAUGAUUAAAGACAUCUAACGGUGAAAUUAAGGUGGUACUUUUUGUUGUCAAGAUGGCCGGCAUCAGCGCGGUCAUCUUAACGGUACAAAAUUACUAAUUUAGUUCCGGCGAUAGAUCUAGUGACGUGUCUGGUGUAGCUUUUUGAAUUGUUUGUGGUACAAUUUUUCGUCGGGUUCACGGACGUUUUGUGUUUUAUUUAACGUACUUUUUUGUUGCUCCCUAAAAAAAUUAUCGAGCUGACAAUAAACAGUUCUGAAUUUAAAAAGUGACCAACGGUAUAUUUUAUUUAUAAAUUGAUUGAGUACUAAACUAAACUAGAGACCCUUCAUGAAGGGUCUCUAAACUAAACUAAUCGACAGAAUGUUCUUUAUUUGUGUUUUAUUAAUUAUUUUAUUUAUUUUAUCUUUGGACUACUAACUUUAAAAUAACAAUAAAAAACGUAAAAAUUUUAUUGUUGAUUAAUUUUCAUUAUAUUUUGUUGUUAUAAUAAUAUUGUUGUAAUAGAAUUUUAUGUGUACAUUUUAAAAAUGUAUUUGGGGAAUUUCAUACCAAAUCGACCACUUUUGACCCCGACCCCUUUUGAUUUGGCUAAAACUUUUUAUCUUUUUUACCCUAGUGUUUUAAAAAAUUUUUUUAAUUUUUUUUAAUUUAUAACCAUAUUAAAAAUUGAUUUAUGAGAACGUUUUUUAAUUCAACAUUUUUGAUUUUAUAUGUACUAUUAAGAAAUAUAUAUAAAAAAAUUAUUCAGACGAAUUUCUAACGGUUUUAUAAAUUUCUUGACGAUCGGCAAUUUUAAUAUUUUUAAUAUUUUUUUCUUAUUUUAUUAGAAACUGACAUUUUCUGCAAAUUCUGCAACAUUUUCAGUGUUUUUUUUUCGUUUUCUAUUUUUUUCAAUCAAAUUUUUUUUUAGUCAGCCUAGUCUCCUUAUACCACUUUAAGGAUUUUUGAGGAUGUAGAGAAACCUCAAAGUUUAAAAAAAAAUAAUAAAAUAAAUUGAAAGUGGUAAUCAAUACUGCCGUGCUUAAUGAAAACGCCGUAACCAACAAUUUUGCCAUUUUUGUUUAACGGCAUUUUCUACUAGAACAAUUCAUCCUGCGUCUAUCCCCGGUACUCAAAAAACCGUAUAUAUAUAGAUACGGUGUUUUGAGUACCGGGGAUAGACGCAGGAUGAAUCGUUCUAGUAGAAAAUGCCGUAAAACAAAAAUCGCAAAAUUGUUGGUUGCGGCGUUUUCAUUAAGCACAGCAGAAUAAUUUGUUUUUUUUUAUAUUUUUUUAAAUUACAUUAAAAUUUUUAUUUGGUUCAUGAUUGGACAAAAGCUAAAAAGCUUCGUUUUGAUGUAAAAACACUGGGCAUUUUUUUAAAUUGAAAACAGCACGUGCCAAGAUGAUCUAAGUUAAUUUUUUCUGAAAAUAUGGAAUAAUAAUUUAAAUUAUUAACAAUCAAAUAACUUUACCUUGGAGUGUAGAAAUCUAGAUAUUGAAAUUACGUUUUUACUAAUUUAGUUUUAAAAUAAAAAUAUCAAUUUGAAUAUCUUUCAUUUUUUUGUUUAAUAGACCAAAUCAACUGGGAAAAAUUUUGAAUUAAUAUUUCUGUGUAUUUUUAUUUCGAUUAACUAUUGUUUUUUAUUGAUUUUAUUGAUAUAAUUGUUUAUAUUUCGAAUACAAUUUAAUUUUUCAUAAAAAAUUCCCAAAAAAUUAACUUAGAUCGUCUUGAGGCACGUGUUGUUUUUAAAUAAAAUAUUUAAAAAAAAUUCCCAGUGUUUUUUCAUCAAAAAGAAGCUUUUUAGGGGGCGUCGCAAAAAAAUUUAUUUUUUAACGACCACCCUAUUGGACAAACAACAGGCUUUUAAAAAAUGUUAAGUGUUUAAUUUUUGGUGGGAGUCUUUCAUGUUUUCUUUUUCAACACUUUUUUUGUUUAAUUACUUAAAAAACAUAGUUUAUUAAAUAAUUAUAUUUAUUAUAUUUAUAGCUAUAGUAUAUAAAAUUAUUUUUUUUUCUUUGUUUUUAAAUGUAGUUUAAAAAAAAAUAUUCAGAAAUAUGUAUAUCUUAUAUUUUUUUCUCACUUUUUCUAUUUUUUGAUGAUUAACACUUUUAAUUUCAUUUAUUUAUUUUUUUCAAACUUUGAGGUUCUCUCUACAUCCUCAAAAAUCCUCAGGGAAAAAAAAAAUGACAAUUCGAGAAAUGUUCGUUGAUUUUUUGUAUAAUUGUUUUUGAAAACUACAUUUUAAAACAAAGAAAAUAAAAAAUAAUGUUACAUACAAUAUAAUAAUUACAAUUAUUUAAUAAACUAUGUUUUUAAAGUAAUUAAACAAAAAAAGCUAAAUGUUGAAAAAGAACAUGAAGCGAAAUCCAUUACGAAUUAACCCCUUAAAAUAUUUUUCUGAAAAGUACAUUUAAAAACAAACAUUAAUUUAAUUAAAAAAAAAACGUCCAGAUAAGCCAUUUUUUUGAAAAAUUCAUAACUUAUUUUCGGUAUGGUAAAAAAUUCUUAAAAGCGUUUUUGAUACCCUAGAGUAGAAAAAGAUAAAAAAAGUUUUAGACAAAUUAAAAGGGGUCGGGGUCAAAAGCGGUCGAUUAGGUAUGGAAUUUAUUGUAAACAAUAUUUAAACAGUAAAGUUUAAAUACGAUAUAAACUAAAGAUAUAGAAAAUUUUUGCAAUUACUAUAAAUGCGAGUAUUUUUAACUAUUUUUAAGUGAUUAAGGGCAUUCAUCAUAUUUUCAAAAUUUAUGUAUUUUGUUGUAAAAAGCAUAUUUUAUAAUUGGACUGACAAGUACUGUUCCUUAUUAGAUAUUUUGUUUAAAUCUAGUCACUUUAAAUGGGAAUAAAUUAAGUUUUACGAAUAAUAAUGGUAUUUUCUUAAGGUUUUUCUGAUACAUUUCCUUGGUUAUGUUCGUAUGCACAAAAUAUAGUUACCAUUUGAUGGGCCAAAACAUUUUCGUUAAAUUUAUAUUAAACGGCAGGUUUAUAAAAAUUAAUUAAAUUUUAUUCACGAAAAACAAAUUAAAAAAAUCUAUUUUUUUUAUUAAACACAAUUAAUAAAGAUUUGAUUAAAAAAAAUAAUAAGUUUAAUAAAUAUGUAUGAUAAAAUUAAAAAAAAAUUGUUUUAAAAAUGUAUUCAAAAACUGACCAUUCGAGAAUGUGCCAAUGGUAAAAUUUGAUCAAUGGGUCAUGUUCUACAAUACAGGUUGCACCAAACAUCAUUCUAUGUAUUUUUGAGCUAUAAAGUCGGUUAAAUUAGACCAAAGUUGCGUAAUUAGUCUUUUAAAAUAGCAUUUAAAAUUGGAAAAAAAUCAGAGGUUCUCAAAUAAUUAAAAUAAAACUAAAAACCUGUCCAAACCAAAAAUAGUUAUUCCUGGGAAUUUAAAAAAAAGUAAGUUUCCCAUGUAAACAUACACCAUCUUUUGUUUUUGUAUCUACAUAAAUUAUGACGGCCAUUAUAAAAACAAAAGAUGGUGAUGGUAACCCAAAAUAUAGUUGCAAAGAAAUUGGAUGAAAAUUCAGAUUAAAAUUUACAAAAUUCCCAGUAAUAUCAAAGUUACAACGAUUUUAGUUUUUGGUUAUAGUUUUUUUUUAAUAUUUUGAGAACCGCUUACGCUACAAUUUAUGAAUUGUAUGUCAAUAGGCUUGUAAUUACGCUACUUUUCUAUAAUAAAAAAAUACCCAUAGAAGUAUACUGGGUGCACCCUGUAUACGUGAAAUUUAGCCAAAUUCACCGAAACAUAUUUUCCAUUGGAUUAGUGCGGGUCCUUUUAAAAAAUUUAAAAAUUUUGCACAGCCACUCAUUUCUUACGCCACGAACAUACAGGCUCUCAUAUCACUUAUAUUGAUUUUUACAAUCGAAUUUUCGUUACAGGUGCUAAAAUAUUACCCCUAACGCACACAAAGAAGCAAAAAUAUUAAUCUAAAAUUUUAAACUAGCUUUAACAUAACAUGUAUUUUUGGUUAAAGCCUUAAAGGUAUCUAAAUUUAUAAACCACAUAAAAUUAAUAAAAUUUGUUGUUUAAAUUUUCAGUAAUUGCCAUUUUACUAUACCUAUUUAUUUUAAAUUAUUUGAAUUGAGUUUUUUGUCACUUUUUAAGUAAAAUAAUAUAAUAAAAAAAAUUAUAUAUUAAAAUUAUAUAUAUAAUAUAUAAUAAAAAGUUGGUUCAACAGUUUAACUAUGUUUUGUGCAUAUGGUCAUAAGUCAAAGAACCCCUUGUGUUUAGUAAUUGUGUAAUUUACAUACAGCCGAGCAUUGGCGCAUGUUUUUCUAAACACCCUGUAUAUGUAUAUCUUACGCUCAAUACUUGAAUUCUGGCAUGCUCAUGUAUUAAGCAAAAAAUAUUUUCCAAACCUGAACUUUCCUUUUAUAACUUAUACAGGGUGUUUCCUAUCUACGGUACGAAAUUUCAGAGGAUGAUUCGUUAGGUCAUUUUAAGAAAAGAAGUUCCUAUAAACAUAUGUCCGGAGUCGCUUUGUUUCUGAGAUACAGGGUGUUAGAGUUUUUUUUUAAAUAGGUUUUUAUGAAAUAUCAUAUAGGUCCUUAAACCGAUUUGGUUCAAAUUUGGUACAGUUAUUUGAAUUAAUAAGACGCUUAUUCAGCACUAACUAGAUUUUAAUUAUUAAGUCCAGUGGCGUCUCACAGUGGCGUGCAUACAAUACAAGCAAAAAAGCAUUGCCUACCUUGGAAUAAUUAAAAUUUACUUAUUUUUUUAAUUUAAUGUAGGUAAACCUACAUAAUAAAUAAUAUUUAAUAACAUAUUUAUUAACCAAUUAAUAGGUGCCUUUACUUUUGCCAUCUAUUGUAUCAAUGUGAUACUAUCAAGGUAAAACGCAGAUUCGUUUUACGUAUAAGCAUCGCAUAGAAUAGAUUGGACCUAUAUGAUAUUUCAUAAAAACCUAUUUUUUAAAAAAACUCCAACACCCUGUAUCUCAGAAACAAAGCGACUCCGGACAUAUGUUUAUAGGAACUUCUUUUCUUAAAAUUACCUAAUGAAUCAUCCUCUGAAAUUUCGUACCGUAGUUAGGAAACACCCUGUAUAGUGAGAAUUACAAAAUACAAUAUAUUCUUUGUUAUUUAAUAUGUACAUAUCUGGUUUUAUACAAUAUUCCCUCUAAUGUUAUAUACUAAUGUCUACAGAUGGGGUUACAAAGAGGAAAACAAAAUUAUUUUACAUUUCUCAGAAAAUUUCAUUCUUGAUAAAAGUUUUUGCUUGAUUUCAAACCAGAAUAUGAGACAAAUUAUUUUUAUUGUCAAUUUUGAUUUUUCUAAAAAUUUUGGACUGACAUUUUUUUGUUAAUGGUAUAUUCUGUAACAAGUUUGGAUUACAGCAUAUUCCGCUCGAGUGAAGAGUUUGUCACACGAGCCGAAGGCGAGUUUGACGGUUUCACGAGAGCGGAAUAUGCAAUUCCAAACGUGUUUCAGACUAUACUUUUUCUACGUUUCCAAAAAAUACCAUAGAAAAAUAAUUUAAUUGGAAGAAUGUGAGGUUGGAUCGGUCUAAAAUUUGUUAGAUAUUAAAAACAGAGAUGUCGCCACAAGUGUUUAUUCUGUCAUCCGAUGAUAGAAUAUUUCAUUCUGUAACACUUUACAGAAUAUAUGUCAUUCCAUAGAUAAAAGUGAUAUUAGAACGGUCAAAUUCCGUAAUAACAGUAGAAAAAAUUAUUUUAACUCAAUUUUCGUUAAUUGUUAUUUUAUUUCCAAUAAAUAAAUGUUAUCACGGUAGGUAAAAAUCUGUAGAAUUCUCAAGGAUGUCAUUAAUUUUUACUUAUAAAAAAGUAUAAAAAUGCAGAAAACGGCGAUGAAAUUUUUUUGGGAGAAAUGACAAAUAAACGAAACUGACCAAAAAAUGAUUUUUAUCAAAAAGAGAAAGAUAUGUAAAAUAUUUUUUUAUCCGUUGAUAUACUGUAUAUUGGUUUGUAUCAAUGCCUGAGCACAAUUCUGCGCGCGCGUAACCAUGCUUAGGCAUACUAGUUUUGAGCAAUGCCCAAAUUCAGGUAUUGAGUAUAUUCGAUAUACCUAUGUUUUUUUAAUAUACUAUUAAAUUAUAAAAAAGUUAGGAAAUUAUUUAAAUUGUUUUCAUUUCUUAUAUUAUAAUGGGUGACUAUUUUUUUCAUUCAUUUAGUGUACAAUAACUUUUUUCGCACUAAAUUUUAGUCUCUUGAGUUUUUUUGCUUUGAUUAAAGAAAAAUAUGUAAAAUUUUACUCAAUGAAUAUUACAUUAAACGAUUCUAUUUUGUUUAAUUAAGUACUUAUUAUAACUCGUAGAAGACGAGUUUUCUAUUACAUUAAAUUAAUUAGGUAAAAAUAAAGAUUUUCUAAAAAUCUUGUCUGUUGCUUAGUUGAAUUAAAUAAACUCUGGUGUAAAAUUUUCCUUAUUUUUUUUUAAACAAGCCUAGAUAUCGAAAAUAUAGUCGCUUGGUAUAAUAUUAAAAACAAAAAUACUUUAAAUAAUGUAUUUCCUUAAAUGCAUACCAAAUUUGGAUAAUGUACCUUUUAUAUUUCAAAGAUAUUAAAAGAAAAAUAAAAAGAAUAUAUUAAAACACCCUGUAUCUCAAAAUUAAAAAAUAUUUUGACUUGGGUUCCUGUAUAUUUUUAUCAAUAUUAUAGAAUUCUUAGCUUGUAGAAAUUUUACAGAAUUUCUUACUUGUUACUCAGAAUCUACGUAAAAAAUAUUGAUAAUUUUAAAAUUCUUUAUUUUAAAACUUUUACGCCAUCUAGCGCUUAAACGAAGCAACUGAUAUUUUUUUUAUAUGUAGACUGGGCAAUAUUUUUUUCUUUAUAUAAUUUCAAUAAUUUGGUGGGUAAAUUACUUUAAAUGUUUUUCCUAACAACUAUACUUUUUUGUCCUACGUUUUGAUUUAUAAAACGGUCUUAGCGGCGUGUAUAUCACAAGGCUUAUUUUUAUAAAUUUUUUAGAAAAAAUUGCAAUUUAAAAGCAUGGAUUAAAAUUUAAAAAAAUGUUUUUGUUGAUUUUAAGACUUGAAAUUAUUUUUCAUUGAAAACAUUUUAUAAUGUGCUUGCUCUGUGUAUUAUGUACCUGGUUACAUUCUUCACCUCUCCUAAACCUUAUAUUAACCAGAAAAUAUUAUAUUACUAAAUAUAAUAAUAAUAACUAUUUAUUGCCGAGCAGGAUUUACCAAGAUCCAUAAAUUAUUUAUUUAUUUGGCUUAGUAUAGACUUAAAUAAUUCAAAAAAUAUUCCGAAUAUUUUCUUUGAUAUACUAAAUGUUCGUUUUGAUUAUGUUGACUGUUAAAUUAUUCUUACGAUCCUGGAUGUAUUUUUAUCUAGGACUAUAAUUUACUUUCUUUACUUAUCGUUAGUACUUUUAAAGAUGGCACCGCAUAUACAGUAGUAUCUUGCAAAUAUAAACUUGCAAACUUAUAACUUUUAUUUCUUAUAGAUUUUUUGUUUUUAUAUAAGUUAAUUAUUUUGUUGUUAUAUUUGCAUGACUAGUUUUUAUUGUCUCUUAAUUAAGGUUAUAAAGAUUGCUUUUUACAGUUGUAAAUAAUAUUUGAUCAUAAAAAUAAUUUAAUAUGUAAAUAAAAGGCAUUUUAUUAAAAAUUA
This is a messenger RNA of Brassicogethes aeneus, 11551 nucleotides long. The record is from the annotation of a GenBank genome assembly. Lineage: Eukaryota; Metazoa; Arthropoda; Insecta; Coleoptera; Nitidulidae.